This is a messenger RNA of Panicum virgatum (switchgrass), 1689 nucleotides long. RefSeq lists its product as uncharacterized. The transcript is spliced from 5 exons. The coding region runs from base 95 to 1231 and encodes 378 amino acids. Lineage: Eukaryota; Viridiplantae; Streptophyta; Magnoliopsida; Poales; Poaceae. The record is from RefSeq and is a predicted model, not a curated record.
GUCACCAUAUCCUUUCCCACGACCACCCGCGCCGGCCGGCUCGCCUCGCCGGCUUCUCGCAGCGCCACCACCGCGCGCCGCCAUCGCCAUCGCCAUGGCCUCCUCAUCCUCCACCUACCUCGCGCUUCCCUGCUCCAGCGCUCCCCUGGCUCCACUCCCAAGGCCACUGCCGAGCCCCCAUGUCGCGAGACCCGCGUUGGCCGGCAUCACCAGGGGCGCCAGAGCCGGUGCCCCUCUGUUCGUCAGCCCCGCCGCGUGCCGCACGGGAGGGCGGCGCAGGGGGUGGGCCCAAAUAUGCCGGGACUCCUCGCUACAGGGUCCACCCGGCGCCGACUCUCCUGCGCGGGAACAAGAGGAUAAGAAGAAGAGGGAGGCGGCGGCCGCGGCGGCAGCAGCACGGAUUGCGAGUGGUAGCGGAGGAGGAGGUGGGAAGCUUAGCGACUGGACCACUUCCGUGCUCAUCUUCGGCAUCUGGGCGGGGCUCAUGUACUACAUCUUCCAGCUCGCGCCCAACCAGACACCGUACAGGGACACAUACUUCUUGCAGAAACUUUUAAAUCUGAAAGGUGAUGAUGGCUUUCGAAUGAAUGAAGUUCUUGUGGCUCUAUGGUACAUUAUGGGCCUCUGGCCAAUAGUCUACAGUAUGUUGCUCCUUCCUACUGGUAGAAGUUCCAAAAGCAAGAUUCCUGUAUGGCCAUUCCUGGUUCUUUCAUGCUUUGGGGGAGCAUAUGCUUUGAUUCCUUACUUUGUCCUAUGGAAGCCUCCUCCACCUCCCAUUGAUGAAGAUGAAAUUGGGCAAUGGCCAUUAAAAUUUGUUGAGUCAAAGUUAACUGCAGGAGUACGCUUUAGCUUUACUUCAUUACGUUUCACACUAUAUUGGGUCAUUAUUGACUAUUUCUUUCAAAUCAUUCUACAGGUGGUGUUUGCCCUGGGCAUUGGACUGAUUAUAUACGCAGGCAAAGCUGGUGGUGAUGAUUGGAAGGAAUUCAUUCGAUACUUUAGGGAGAGCAAGUUUAUUCAUGCCACCUGCCUUCAUUUCACUUUGCUCUCGACCUUCUCACCAUUCUGGGUCUACAAUGACAUGACAGCGAGACGAUGGAAAAAUGGUUCAUGGCUUCUGCCGCUUGCACUGAUACCUUUUGUGGGGCCCUCAGUGUACCUUCUAUUACGCCCAUCACUUUCUUCUCUGCUGGCAGCAUCCGCUUCACCAUCUGAUGAAAUUCAGAAAUAAUUUGCGUCUAACUUAUAUCCAAUGAAGAUUUUGGUUGUGAUCAGAUGUUGUAAAAAGACUGAUCUGGAGACUUGACUUGUAAGCCUAAAUGCUAUGUCGAUGUGAUCUGGAGAAAAUCCACAAUUUUGCAUGUCGAUGCAGUAUUCAAACUGGAAAGCAUGUCUGAACAGGGAAGUCAUUUUCUACAUUAUCAUCGCCUGGGCUCGUGACAAAUUAUCGAGGUUAAACUCAUGGAGUAUUCAGCAAUGUUUCAACCCACGAAGACAUGCAAUUUAUAGUAUGGAGCAAAGUAUUCGGAUAUUAUACUGCUAUCUUCGAUCUUGUAUAGAAAAUAUUCUAUUACAGUGACCCAUAUGUAAGAAAAGCCAGAGCAGCUGUACAGUCUGAUGAAUAGCUAACCACAGAUUGCUAUUCAGAUUAUGAUAAUCCUAUAAGUUGGGGAGGAGGUGCUUAUUUCA